AUGACGAGAGGAAAGAAGAGCGACCAAAGAGAGGAGCCAGAUGACGGUGUGGCUAGGCCUGGAACUGACCAGGGGGCCACGGCUGUUAAACCAGGGGGCAAGUUUGAGGAACUGACUGAGAUGAUGAUGUCAUUCAUGCAGUCUCAGACAGCCAGAGACAAGCAGGAGGAGUGCCGUUUGAGGAGCAUGGAGCAGCAGUUCACACGGAUACAGGAACAGGUAUCCCUGAUAAAAGAGGAACGGAGACUCCGGAGGCAAAACGGCAGAUUGGCUGAAGAGCUCGACUGCAUCAACGUCUGGUAUGGGGACCAGACCCAAAGAAAAAAAAAAGUGAUGCAGCUGAUUAAAGAGUACCGCAUGGAGCUUCGGGAGCAGGACCGUCAGAAGCAACAGAAGGAGGCGAAGCAUAUCAUGGAGCGUCAGCAGCUGGAGAGACGGAGACAGGCAGAGCUCUCGGCCCAGAAGGCCAGAAAGGAGGAAGAAAAAUCGAAGCGAGAGGAGCUGGUAAAAAUCCUGGAGGAGAAUAACCGCCAGAUGAAGAGUGAACUGGAGCGAGCGGCCGCUGAGAAGCUGGAGAAGGUCAACAGCAGCCUACAGCGUCACCUGCAGCGCAGCACGGAGGAGAAGGAGGAGCGCCAGAGGGAGCUCACCGGGAUGAAGGGGCAGAUAGCCACUCUGAUGCAGGUGCUGCAGUUCCGGGCGGACCCCGCUCAGCUGGAGAGGAAGCUCUACUCAUCUGAACGGCGGCUCAAACAGACUCAGAGUGACAAGAUCAAACUGCAGCUCAGAGUGGAGGAGCUGCAACACAAGUAUGAAGCAAAAGGGAAUCAGAUCCCGAAGAGGGAGAAAGAGAAGCUUCUUUUCGACAUCACGCCCCCCUCUGAGGAAACCAUGCUGCACAAGGGGAAGCAGAAACACCGGGCGGAGUGGAGACCCAUGGAGGAAGCCAAGAUUCUUAAAACACUGUAGUUUCUGGGGAGAGGGGUAAGGAAAUGUAACGGAGGUGAUCUCUGGGGCCAUAGAUCUCGGCCUCCGUUACGGAUAAUAUAGCUUCAUAUUUGGCGAAGUAUUGAUCUGUUCUACACUAAAA
Molecule: messenger RNA, 1090 nt
Organism: Gymnodraco acuticeps
Lineage: Eukaryota; Metazoa; Chordata; Actinopteri; Perciformes; Bathydraconidae
Product: inner centromere protein A-like
Exons: 1
Coding region: 1-969 (322 amino acids)
Source: RefSeq, a predicted model, not a curated record